AAUGAAGGGCUCGACUUGCAGAUGACGGACGACAUGGAGGAGCUCCGAGAAAUGGCCGAGUUGGCCGAGCGCGCUCACAGCAACGACCUUGGUCUUGGCCACCCGGCGGCGCCGGAGCCAGUCCACGAUAACGACCCGUCUUGGAUGGCGGAGAGGAGCAAGGGGAAGGGCGGCCAAGGGAGCGCGGGCACGCGGCGGCUCGUGCUGGUGCUCCAUGGACUCGAGGGGAGCUCGACAGCGCCGCUUACCAAGCGCUUCUCAAACGUCUACACGAAGAACGGAUUUGACGUGGCGGCACUGAACUUUCGGGGGUGCAGCGGGCAGCUCAGCAAGUAUCCUGUAGGCUACCACCUUGGUUUCACCGAUGAUCUACUUCACGUGAUCGAGGAGAUCCACCGCAAGUUUCCAGGCACAUGGGACCGGAUUUACCUGAGUGGUUUCAGCCUAGGAGGGAACGUCAUCGUCAAGUUCUUGGGGGAGCAGAGCGAUCGCGCGCGGGACCUCGGCAUCUACGGCGCGGCUGUCGGCUGCGUACCGUUCGAGCCUAAGGUCGCAGCAGAGAAGCUCGAGAAAGAUCCCAUUGGAAGGUACGUGUACACACCGAUCUUCAUGGGGUGGAUGAAUAUGAAGGCCGCUGCUCACGCCAAGGCCUUCCCGGAGAAGCUCAGCCUCGAGACCGUCCAGAACGUCAAGACCUUCACCCAGUUCAACAGCCACAUCUUGUCUCCUGUCUUCGACUUCUCCUCCCCAGACGAGUUCUACGAGGACGUGAACGCGUCCAACUACCUCUCGAGAGUCAGGGUGCCGCUCAUGGUGGUCAACGCCAAAGACGACCCCUUCAUCGACGGCGACCACUUGCCGGAGCAGGAGAGGGCCGCAGGCGCCCCCGUGCGCCUCGUCUACCACACCUACGGGGGGCACUGCGGGUUUAUGUCCGGCGUGCUGUCGACGGCUCUCCAGCGCAAGACCCCCGGGCGUCCGCGCAAGUGGGGCGGCUCCCCCUGGGGGGGGAGCUGGGUUCCUUCAGCCUGGCGUGACGAUCCCGAGUCGGUUCCUGAGGCGCCGGAUGGGGAGUAUACCCCGCCGGAUGUGGGUGCCGCCGUCCUGUCCGCUUCUGGCACACCGCCUUCUAUCAACGGAGCUCCUUUGGGGACGGAAGGGGGCGGCAGUGCUUGGGACGGGCUGGGCGGUGAAGACGGGGACAGCACGCGGCAGGUUGCGGGGGGAGACGCCAUGGUGAAGGAAGGCAGGUGGCUGCCGACCGAGCUGGCGCGGUUCGUGACGCACCUCGAGCACUCCCUGCACAAGGACGGGAGAUCGGAGCGGAGAGGCGCGGGAACGUCGGCCGCCGGCCCGAGGUCCUGCGUGCGAUGA
Ectocarpus siliculosus is the source of this 1374-nucleotide messenger RNA. The record is from the annotation of a GenBank genome assembly. NCBI's taxonomy places the organism in Eukaryota, Phaeophyceae, Ectocarpales, Ectocarpaceae.